Brassica oleracea var. oleracea is the source of this 1334-nucleotide messenger RNA. Its product is annotated as serine carboxypeptidase-like 49. Gene Ontology annotation, molecular function: serine-type carboxypeptidase activity. The record is from RefSeq and is a predicted model, not a curated record. Lineage: Eukaryota; Viridiplantae; Streptophyta; Magnoliopsida; Brassicales; Brassicaceae. Gene Ontology annotation, biological process: proteolysis. Gene Ontology annotation, cellular component: vacuole.
CUCCCGAAAUCUCAGGGCGCAAGGAUGUUUUACUUCUUCUUUGAGUCGCGCACGAAGAAGGAGGCUCCUGUGGUGAUUUGGUUGACGGGAGGGCCUGGAUGUAGCAGUGAAUUGGCUAUGUUCUAUGAGAACGGACCUUUCAAGAUUGAUAAGAACAUGUCUCUUGCUUGGAAUGAGUAUGGAUGGGACCAGGCUUCCAAUCUACUGUAUGUUGACCAGCCUGUUGGAACUGGUUUCAGCUACACCACUGACAAAAGUGAUAUCCGUCAUGAUGAAACUGGAGUCAGCGAUGAUCUGUAUGACUUUCUGCAGGCAUUCUUUGCGGAGCACCCUACGCUGGCAAACAAAGACUUUUACAUAACGGGAGAGUCAUAUGCUGGCCACUACAUUCCGGCGUUUGCUGCCAGAGUCCAUACUGGAAACAAGGCUAAUGAGGGAGUUCAUGUUAACCUUAAGGGAUUCGCCAUUGGAAAUGGGCUUACAGAUCCUGCAAUCCAAUACCCAGCCUAUCCUGACUAUGCGUUGGAAAUGGGCUUAAUUACGCAAGCAGAGCAUGAUCGCUUAGAAAAAAUUGUGCCACUGUGCGAACUAUCCAUUAAGCUUUGUGGAACUGAUGGAACAAGUUCUUGUUUGGCGUCAUAUCUUGUUUGCAACACCUUGUUCACUGGUGUAAUGAAACAUGCUGGCGGAGUAAACCAUUACGACAUCAGGAAGAAGUGCGAGGGGAGUUUAUGCUACGACUUCUCAAACAUGGAGAAAUUCUUGAAUCUGCAAUCAGUGAGAAAGUCGCUUGGUGUUGGGGACAUAGAGUUCGUCUCCUGUAGUACAAGUGUCUAUCAGGCAAUGCUACAAGAUUGGAUGAGGAAUCUCGAGGUUGGGAUUCCCACGCUCUUGGAAGAUGGAAUCAACCUUCUCGUGUACGCAGGAGAAUAUGAUCUCAUCUGCAACUGGCUCGGUAACUCGAGGUGGGUGAAUGCAAUGGAGUGGUCAGGGAAAGAGAACUUCAAGGCGAGUAAGGAAGUACCCUUUGUGGUUGAUGGUAAAGAAGCAGGCAAGUUAAAGAGUUAUGGACAACUCAGUUUCCUCAAGGUGCACGAUGCGGGGCACAUGGUUCCAAUGGACCAGCCAAAAGCUGCGCUGGAAAUGUUGAAGGGAUGGAUGGAGAAUUCGCUUACUGGAGUAGAUGCUGUGACUACUAGUACCACUACAGAAGGAGAGGAUUUGGUUGCUCAGAUGUGAUCCCCAUCUUCUUUUUAAAACAAUGUGUACUGGUUUCUGAUGUAAUUUGAAUAUUUGAUUACAGAGUGUUUACAACAUACUGUAUACUAAUUUGA